Messenger RNA from Aethalodelphis obliquidens (Pacific white-sided dolphin), 2533 nucleotides. RefSeq names its product angiopoietin like 3 (gene ANGPTL3). Gene Ontology annotation, molecular function: protein-macromolecule adaptor activity; extracellular matrix structural constituent. The transcript has 7 exons. Bases 846 to 2228 code for a protein of 460 amino acids. Lineage: Eukaryota; Metazoa; Chordata; Mammalia; Artiodactyla; Delphinidae. Gene Ontology annotation, biological process: platelet aggregation; blood coagulation, common pathway; fibrinolysis. The record is from RefSeq and is a predicted model, not a curated record. Gene Ontology annotation, cellular component: fibrinogen complex.
AGAGCCAUCUUAUGGAAAAAAAACGAACAAAACUUUCUUUUGGUCAACCCAAUAUUUAACUCUGGUUGACCUUAGAAAACCACAUAAUCUAUUGGUCUUACAGUGGGCACACGGAAAAGAGGAGGCUAGAACAUAGAGACAUAGACUAUAACAGAGAAAAAGGAUGAAAUAUAUUUUAAUGUAUGGGAUUUUGUGAAAAUAUACAAAUAUGAUUUAGAUAGAUUAUCUGAAGCAAAAAGAUAUACUAACAAAUAAUUACAAUGACAAAUAAUAAGGAAUAUAUAAUCAUAUGUUAGCUUAUACAGAGUACCAUGGGAAUGCAGCAUUAACACCACCUGCAGAUGUGGAGGAAGGCUUCACAGAGAAGGCAUUUUUUUUUAAUCGAUCACUGUUUCCAAAAAAAACUAAAAUACAAUUUGGGAAAUGUAUACUUAAUCCAUUAAUUUUUCCUCAACUUUAAUGAUGAAUUUAUCAGUCAAAAGAAUUUGGUAUUUACUUGUAAAUCUCUAAAAAUCAUGAUAAAUUAAAAUGAGCUUUUAAAAACAGGUAGAUCUCAUAACACUGAAAGUGCAGUUUAUAAUACAGCAAAAUUAAAUACAAUAACCAUUUUAAAUGACCUAUUAAAUUCUUUGUUCAUUUCUUUGACUUCAUUUAGCAUUGAUCUAACUCAGUGUGGAAGGUUACAUUCAUACAAGUUUAAACAGCUUAAUGAUUAACUAUAUUCACCUGCCAACCUUACUGUUUAUGUGGCAAAUAGUGUUAUAUAGAGAGUUCAGAAGUCUAGGUAUGCUUGCAGGAAAAAAAACGAAUUCCAAAUCAUUUUAAAGUCAAUAAUUAGGAUAAAAAUGUACCCUAUUAAGCUCUUUCUUUUUAUUGCUCCUCUAGUUAUUUCUUCCAGAAUUGACCAAGAUUAUUCAUCAUUUGAUUCUGUAUCUCCAGAGCCAAAAUCAAGAUUUGCUAUGUUAGAUGAUGUAAAAAUUUUAGCCAAUGGCCUACUUCAGUUAGGACAUGGUCUUAAAGACUUUGUUCAUAAGACUAAGGGCCAAAUUAAUGACAUAUUUCAAAAACUCAACAUAUUUGAUCAGUCUUUUUAUGACUUAUCACUGCAAACCAAUGAAAUCAAAGAAGAAGAAAAGGAACUUAGAAGAACUACAUCCAGACUGCAAGUCAAAAAUGAAGAAGUAAAGAACAUGUCACUUGAACUCAACUCAAAACUUGAAAGUCUCCUUGAAGAAAAAAUUCUACUUCAACAAAAAGUGAGAUACCUGGAGGACCAAUUAACCAAUUUAAUUAAAAAUCAACCUGAAAUUCAGGAACACCCGGAAAUAACUUCACUCAAAACUUUUGUAGAACAGCAAGAUAAUAGCAUCAAAGAUCUUCUUCAGAUCGUGGAAGAACAAUACAAACAAUUAAAUCAACAGCACAGUCAAAUAAAAGAAAUUGAAAAUCAGUUAAGAAGAACUGGUGUUCAAGAAUCCACAGAAAAUUCUCUUUCUUCUAAACCAAGAGCACCAAGAACUACUCCCUCUCUUCACUUGAAUGAAACAAAAAAUGUAGAACAUGAUGACAUUCCUGCUGAUUGUACCAUCAUUUAUAAUAGAGGUGAACAUACAGGUGGCAUCUAUUCCAUUAGACCCAGCAACUCUCAAGUUUUCAACGUCUACUGUGAUGUUACAUCAGGUAGUGCAUGGACAUUAAUUCAACACCGAAUAGAUGGAUCACAAAACUUCAAUGAAACUUGGGAAAACUACAAAUAUGGUUUUGGGAGGCUUGAUGGAGAAUUUUGGUUGGGUCUAGAGAAGAUAUACUCCCUAGUAAAGCAAUCUAAAUAUAUCUUACGAAUUGAGCUAGAAGAUUGGAAAGACAACAAGCAUUAUAUUGAAUAUUCUUUUCACUUGGGAGAUCAUGAAACCAACUAUACACUACAUCUAGUUGAGAUUGCUGGCAAUGUCCCCAACGCACUCCCGGAACACAAAGAUUUGAUGUUUUCUACUUGGGAUCACAAAGCAAAAGGACACUUCAAUUGUCCAGAAAGUAAUUCAGGAGGUUGGUGGUGCCAUGAUGUAUGUGGGGAAAACAACCUAAAUGGUAAAUAUAACAAGCCAAAAGCAAAGACUAAGCCAGAGAGGAGAAGAGGAAUAUGCUGGAAGUCUCAAAAUGGAAGGUUAUACUCUAUCAAAUCAACCAAAAUGUUGAUCCGCCCAACAGAUUCAGAAAAUUCUGAAUGAACUGAGGCAAUUUAAAAAGCCAAUAAAUUAAACAUUAAACUCAUCCGAAAUUACUGUGGUUUAAAAAUCUGGUAUUAAAUCCCUAAUAGAAGGCUUUAGAAAUAAAUUCUUUAUAUUAAAGCCACUACCAACUUAAUAUUAAACAUAUCAUCACAUCACCUCAAAGAACACCAUUUACCUUUCUCAAUCAAAAUUCUUAUGAUCAUUUAUUCAUAUAUUUUGUGAUGUGCGAAUCAAUUUUAGAUGGUCACAAUCUGAAUUGUAACCAAUGGGUGAAUUUUCAAAUAACCUUUCUAAAUAAAAAA